Messenger RNA from Wallemia ichthyophaga EXF-994, 2562 nucleotides. RefSeq names its product Phosphoacetylglucosamine mutase. Bases 1 to 2562 code for a protein of 853 amino acids. The transcript is spliced from 5 exons. Gene Ontology annotation, biological process: carbohydrate metabolic process; UDP-N-acetylglucosamine biosynthetic process. NCBI's taxonomy places the organism in Eukaryota, Fungi, Basidiomycota, Wallemiomycetes, Wallemiales, Wallemiaceae. Gene Ontology annotation, molecular function: magnesium ion binding; phosphoacetylglucosamine mutase activity. The record is from RefSeq and is a predicted model, not a curated record.
AUGUCAUUGAUUACUGAAAAUAUCUCAAAGCUAGCACACCAACAUCCUCCACCAGCUAACCACAUCUACGCAUACGGUACUGCUGGCUUCCGUACCAAAGCCACUGUACUCGACGCCGUAUUAUUCCGCGUCGGUAUCAUCGCCGUUUUUCGCUCUCAAAAGUUAGACGGCAAAGCUGUCGGCGUUAUGGUCACUGCUUCACAUAACCCGGAAUCUGAUAACGGCGUAAAGCUUGUUGAUCCACAUGGUGACAUGCUUGAUCCUUCCUGGGAAGCUUACGCGACUGCACUCGCAAACACGCCUUUAGACAGCUUCGCUAGCUACUGCACACAACUUGCAAAUACCCUCAAAAUUGAUCUGUCUAAAAAGGCUAACAUCAUUAUCGCAAGAGACACGCGUCCUUCCGGUGAUUCUCUCCUCGCUUCUCUCAAAGAUGGCAUUCACGCUGUGAACAAUGGUAGCGUGCAAGUAGAAGAUUACGGGUUAGCUACAACUCCUGCACUUCAUUACCUCGUUCGCGCUACCAACAGCAAAGGUACUAACGAUGAGUACGGUGAACCCACUAUUAACGGUUACAUGGAUAAGAUGGUCAACGCUUUCAAUGGCCUCGUUCAAGGUAAACCUAGCAUCGCUCCUUUAAAAGUUGACUGUGCAAAUGGUAUCGGUGCUCCAUAUAUCCAUGACCUUAACUCUAGGUUGAAUAGAGUCGAUGCCCCACUCACACUCGAGCCUGUGUUUGACGAUACCACUGCUGGAAUUGGUAAACUUAAUAACGGUUGCGGCGCUGAUCACGUAAAAUCUAAGCAGCAAUUACCAGUUGGUUUCUCACCUACUCCUAAUCAACGCUGCGCUUCUCUCGAUGGUGACGCUGAUAGAAUUGUUUACUAUUACAACGACCAAAGAGGUAACUUCAAAUUACUCGAUGGUGAUAAAAUUGCUAGCUUGCUUUCAGUGUUUAUCAUUGAUCUCGUCGAUAAAGCUGGUUUGUCUGAUACUGCAAAUGUUGGUGUUGUUCAAACAGCAUACGCUAAUGGUUGUAGCUCAAAGUUCAUAAACGCACAACAAGUUCCAAUUAAGUGUGUACCAACUGGUGUUAAGCAUCUUCAUCACGCAGCACAACAAUAUAGCGUUGGUGUUUACUUUGAAGCAAAUGGUCAUGGGACUGUUCUUUUCAGUGAUGAAUUUAUAAAUUUGAUCAAGAACACAGUGCCAGUUAUGCCAGCACAACAAACUGCUUUACAACAAUUGAUUGCUCUUUCUGAAGUUGCAAACCAAACUGUUGGAGAUGCAUUAUCAGAUUUAUUACUGGUUGAAGCAAUUCUCAUUCAAAAGCAAUGGGGACCAGCAGAAUGGGAUGGGCUGUAUGAAGACUUCCCAAACAGAUUAGUUAAGGUUACAGUACCAGACAGAACCGCUUUCACGACGACCGAUGCGGAAAGAAAGCUAGUCACGCCAGCUGAUCUGCAGAAAGAGAUAGAUGGUCAUGUAAGCAAGUAUCAGGAUGGUAGAUCAUUCGUUAGACCUUCAGGUACUGAAGAUUGUGUGAGAGUUUACGCAGAAGCACAAACGCGUGGUCAAGCGGAUGAGUUGGCGUUCAAGUCUACAAUAGUCAGACUUUGCUUAGAGGAGAAAAUAUAUAGCGACCAAGAUUUUGAUUUGAUACAAGUGGAUUUGAAUAUGGGUGAUAAUUUCCACCCUUCUUUUCUGGCCAUAAAUCCAGCUGGAACGCUUCCGGUGAUGCUCGUCCCCAACGCGGAAUCAAUCAAAGCAGACAGACCAGUAGAAUAUACGCGCAUUUCAGACACCAAAUCAAUUCUCAAAUUCCUUUCAAUCAAGAGAAGAUCUAUACCUUCACUCAUCCCACUGCCACACUUAAUAAGCAAGAGUGAUGAAUUCAUCAACUACCUCCUCUCUGGUGAAGUUGAUACCAAUUUCCUCAUGCUGAGCGCAACGUCUCCCUCUGAAUUGGAAUUGAACUCUACUCGCGCCGUUUCCUACUUGACCUCUCGUCAGACUGCUUUCGAUCGAUACAGACACCUAUGCCCUGUAGACAGACGAAGCUGGUUUGAAUCAAAAUCAAAGUCGAAUAUGGAUAUACUUGAUAUAUAUAGAUACAGGUACAUCCCUCCUACAACCACUGAAUACCCCAAUGACAAUAUUCCAUCAAAUAUUGACAAGCCUGUGGAAGUUAUCUUGAAAAAUCGCCAGGAUUUCUUCAAUGCAAGCAAGAAAACCUGGUCGAACGUCGCAUCUUUUUUGAUCAAAGUCGAUAAUGAACUAUCGUCGGAUCAUCUCUCUAACACCACCACAUCAACUGAACAGCGUGAACAACGCGGUCCGUGGUUGUUAGGCCAUGAUCUUACUCUGGUAGACUUGAUUAUAGUUGCAUUCCUAGCGAGAGUUAUAGCCGAUAUAAAUGGCUCUAUGGAUGACGAGGGUCUACUCAAGUUGUUGAAUAUUGUUGGGUUGAGUCUUUGUGACAGUUUAAGGCGCUUCUGGCGUAGUUGGAUCAAACGUCCUUCUUUCAAACGCGUUUAUUUAGAGCGUGUUGCAAACGAUUAA